Molecule: messenger RNA, 3793 nt
Organism: Culex pipiens pallens (northern house mosquito)
Lineage: Eukaryota; Metazoa; Arthropoda; Insecta; Diptera; Culicidae
Exons: 10
Coding region: 152-3787 (1211 amino acids)
Source: RefSeq, a predicted model, not a curated record
ACUGUGAGCCGACGAUACAAUGUAAAUCUGCUGUAAAACUGCCAUGCGAAGCAGUUCUAAUCCCAGUUUCAACCGAGUGGUGAACGAACCAACAACAACCUUUACAAGUGCCGCCUCUGCUUGCUGAAAACCAACAACAAACCGAAUAAAAAUGAGUUGUGCUUUGAACGAUGUGGUGCUUUGUCUUCCGGCUGGUCGAAUUCAAGGCCGUACCAAUCAGCUGCCCAAUGGAAAAGACUACUACAGUUUCAAGGGCAUUCCGUACGCUAAACCGCCCGUUGGAGAACUUCGCUUUAAGCCACCGGUUCCAGUGGACAGAUUCUGUGAUGCCGAGGACGACGACGAUCUGCUAGUCUGCAGCUACGAGCGUAACUCGUGUCCAGCGCUGAUGCAGCUACCUCCGACCACGGUUUCGAUCGGUGAAGAUUGUCUGCAUGCCAACGUGGCCACUCCGGUGCAUCCGUCCGACGUAGAUCAACAACCUCCACUUCCCGUGAUGGUUUGGAUCCACGGUGGUGCGUUCAAUCUGGGAAACGGCGACUCUUCACUGUACUGUCCUCAGUAUCUGGUUCAACAGGGCGUCAUAGUCGUGACCUUUAACUACCGCUUGGGACCGAUUGGAUUUCUGCAGCUACCCUCCGCAGGCAUUCACGGCAAUAUGGGUCUGAAAGAUCAACGACUACUGUUGCGUUGGGUCAACGAAAACAUCUCUUUCUUCGGCGGAGACCCAACGAACGUGACACUGUUUGGGGAGAGUGCCGGGUCAGCUUCGGUACAUCUGCACUAUCUGACCGAGGAGUCUCGCAAGUAUUUCCACAAAGCGAUUUGUCAAUCUGGAACAGCGUUCAACGUUUGGGUUGAGCAAAAAGAAUGUGAAACUAAGGCACGGACGCUGGCCAAGAACCUCGGGUGUACCGGUGAUAGUGAUGAGGAGGUUUACGAAACUCUAAUGAGCGCAUCCGUCUUUGAUCUGUUUGCCAAGUCCGAGGGCUGCAUGACGAUGAACGACAUGCUGGCGAUGCGUAUGUUUCCCUUCACACCCACGAUUGAGUCGGCCGAUUCCGAGGAACCGUUCAUCACGGAAAACUACACCGACAUUCUGCACCGGCCGGACCUCACCUCGAUUCCGCUGAUCAUCGGAUUCAACAGCAACGAGUCCGUAACAUUUCUUCCUCUGCUACAACCUGCGAUUAGAAUGUUUUCCCAAGAUCCGAGGGCUUUCGUUCCGGCACAACUUACGGUUCCCGCGGAGGAGCUGGCCUCAGUUGGGGCGGAGAUCAAGCGAUUCUACUACGGAGACGACACCGCGCACUGUUUGACCGGCUUUCUGGACUACGUGUCCGACAUUUGGUUCAUCAUACCGUCGUUUGUCGCCAGCGAGCUUCAGGCGAGAUUCCAGCAAAAUGCCCCCCAAUUCUGCUACUAUUUCGAUUUUGACUGCGAAUUCAACUACCUGAAAGCAAACCCUCAAGCUGCACACCAGCUGGAAGGAGUGGCCCAUGGUGACGACAUUUCGUACCUGUUCAAACGAAACGUAUCCGAAGCUAUGAUCGAGGAUGGAAGUCGCGCCGAUGAGUAUCGCGCCAUUACGGUUCAAUUGUGGACCAAUUUUGCCAAGUUUGGUCACCCUACGCCGGAAUCGGGCGAGCUUGGAUUUGAGUGGAAACCUUCGGAACCAAUCGAUUGUGAUCAGGAAGAGUUUGUUCUCAAGGCGUUGCACUUGACCGAUCCGAUUCGAAUGAUUGAACAACCGUUCGAAAAGCGUAUUCAGUUUUGGAAAGAGUUGUUCGCGAGGUUCGGUGAUAAUUAUCUGCAUUUGACAAGCAACAAAAUCGACGAAUCUCCACUGCCACUACAGAAGGCACCUCCAUGGAUCCAAACCAUCACCGGUAGCUUGGCAGUGAUCGAUCCCUUUCCGGAUCCAACCGGAGUGUACACGUUCAAGAACAAGCAGUCCUCAGAUCCCACCGAGUCAGGCGGGAUAAACUGUGUUUAUUUUGUUUCAGCUACCCUCGUCGAUCGUGAACUCGGCACUGUAAAAGGAGAAAACACUCAAUUAGUCGCGUACGAAAGGUCUCCAACGAUGGACGGAAGGCAUAAAUUAAGUGCAUCUGGAGCGACGAGAGACGUUGGGAGAGUAUUGGCUGAGAUCGGACCGGGCAAGCUGCUCGGAGUGGUGGAGCGGCUGCCAAGUGGAGCCGAAUACUUUGUGUUCAAGGGGAUUCCGUACGCGAAGGCACCUGUUGGCGAACUGAGGUUUCAGCCUCCCCAGCCAUUACCCCAACUGCCCUUUUCCCCUUUGGACUGUGCCCAGGAUGCCCCAGGAUGUUUCACGGUGGACAACUACCUGCCAAACGAUCAAAUGUCCGAGGACUGCCUCCACCUGAACGUGUUCACGCCCAGUUUGCCUUCUAAACCACCUAGCGAAACCCCCCAGCUUCCGGUUAUGGUGUGGUUCCAUGGCGGUGGCUUCGUUACCGGAAGUGCCCAAUCGUCAAUGUAUGGCGCCAAGCAUCUGGUCCAGGAGGGAGUGGUGGUCGUUACUGUCAACUACCGGUUGGGGCCGCUGGGAUUUCUGUGUCUUCCUGACGUUGGAAUUCAUGGGAACAUGGGCCUCAAGGAUCAACGGAUGAGUUUGGUGUGGGUUAGGGAAAAUAUUAAGGGAUUUGGGGGUGAUCCGGAUAACGUUACAAUUUUUGGACAAAGCGCUGGUGGAUCUUCUGUACAUUUGCACUAUUUAUCAGAGAAUUCAAGGCCGUUAUUUCACAAGGCAAUUGCUCAAAGUGGAACUGCGUUCAAUCAGUGGGUUCUACAGAAGGAUCCAGAUGGUCGGGCUCGUAGACUAGCGAAGCUUCUUGGUUGUGAGGACGAAAACAAUGAUGAACAGGUGUUCGAAUGCCUGCUGACCGCUAGUCCAAAGGAAAUUACGGAUUUGCAAUACCAAGUAAUGACCAGCGAAGAAAGAUCCGUGGUUGUCAACUUCCCAUUUACUCCCGUUGUUGAACGAACUGAUUCACAACAUCCAAUAAUUAUCGAACAUCCGGUAGAACUCAUCAAGAAAGAACUCCCGAAAAACAUUCCAAUAAUGAUGGGAAUUAUGAGCGAAGAAGGUGUUGCGUUAGCAAGUCACGUGAUUAGUUCGCUGGAAUUGUACGAACGAACUUUAGAAACUCAACUGCUCCCAUUUGCAUUAGACGUCGCCGAUGAAAAGAUUAGAAAAGAUGCAUUUUCCACUAUCAAGAAGUUUUUCUUCAAAGAACAAGCGUUAUCGAUCGAGACCGUCCCAAAUUUGGUGCAAGUCCUUGGUGAUAAUGCAAACAAGUUUGCUGGUUAUCUUUCGGCGGAAUUACACAACCUACAUCAGAGUUCACCACUUUAUUUCUACAUCUUCUCCUAUGUGUCGGAGUUGAACAAACUUCGCGAACUAAGUCAAGCUCCUGCAUCCUGUCCUGGAGCAGCUCAUGGAGAUGAUCUUUGCUACAUGUUCUCAUCAUCGUUUUUGAACACAGACAACACAAGUGAAUCUAGUCCUGCCCGAGAAUACCGCACAACUAUGUGUAAACUUUGGACAAACUUUGCCAAACUUGGAACUCCAACUCCGGACAACUCACUGGGAUUCCGCUGGUCAUCGGUUCAAGAGGCUAUUGGAUUAAAUGGACAGUUUGAACUUCAUGCUUUGGAUCUCAACGAUAGACCCACGAUGGUUGAAAACCCAUUUGCGAAUCGUUUUAACUUUUGGAAAGCCCUUUUCCAGCAGUACAAUGGAAGUCAUUUGAAUAUAAACUAAACCAAG